This is a messenger RNA of Bombus terrestris (buff-tailed bumblebee), 3124 nucleotides long. It is a transcript of the gene SdhA, whose product is annotated as succinate dehydrogenase [ubiquinone] flavoprotein subunit, mitochondrial. The transcript is spliced from 10 exons. Gene Ontology annotation, molecular function: electron transfer activity; succinate dehydrogenase (quinone) activity; flavin adenine dinucleotide binding. NCBI's taxonomy places the organism in Eukaryota, Metazoa, Arthropoda, Insecta, Hymenoptera, Apidae. Bases 189 to 2174 code for a protein of 661 amino acids. The record is from RefSeq and is a predicted model, not a curated record. Gene Ontology annotation, biological process: tricarboxylic acid cycle; mitochondrial electron transport, succinate to ubiquinone.
GGAAGCUUCCGCCAGUAGUCGGUACUCAACCGACUUGUACACUUCACGUCGCCGUGCGAGAAGUGCGGGAGUGAAGUUAACAAAUAUUAGCAUUUGCACGGUGAAGCCAAAUCGCGCAUUCAAUAAAGAGGUGCGCGUGUCAUUGUUAAUAAUAACAUUUUCACCUGAACAAGUGACAUUAUACCGAGAUGAGUAGUCUUUUGAAGCUUUCGUCUUUACUGGCGAGAAACCCUCCCACAACGACGUUGAACAAAUUUGGAUUACCAGUUAUUACAAAUCGCAAACUUCAUUAUACACCAGAUGGCAAAGCUGCAAAAAUCUCAGACAAUGUUUCUAAGCAUUAUCCAUUAAUAGAUCAUACUUAUGAUGCUGUUGUUGUGGGUGCUGGUGGAGCAGGAUUGCGUGCAGCUUAUGGCUUAGUCGCUGAAGGAUUCAAAACAGCGGUCAUUACUAAACUAUUUCCUACAAGGUCACAUACUGUUGCUGCUCAAGGAGGUAUCAAUGCUGCAUUAGGUAAUAUGGAGGAAGAUAACUGGCAGUGGCACAUGUAUGACACAGUUAAGGGAUCUGACUGGUUGGGUGAUCAGGAUGCUAUUCAUUAUAUGACACGUGAAGCACCAAAGGCAGUCAUUGAAUUGGAGAAUUGUGGCAUGCCUUUCAGUCGAACUUCAGAUGGUAAAAUAUAUCAACGUGCUUUUGGUGGACAAUCCCUGAAAUUUGGGAAAGGUGGUCAAGCUCACAGAUGUUGCUGUGUAGCAGACAGAACAGGUCAUUCUCUACUUCAUACAUUAUACGGUCAAUCAUUAAGCUAUGAGUGCAACUAUUUUGUCGAAUACUUUGCUCUGGAUUUACUAAUGGAGGAUGGAGAGUGCAGAGGUGUGAUUGCUCUUUGUUUGGAGGAUGGUACACUCCAUCGUUUUCAUGCUAAAAACACGGUACUAGCAACUGGAGGCUAUGGGCGUGCAUAUUUUUCUUGUACAUCUGCUCAUACAUGCACUGGUGAUGGCACUGCAAUGAUAUCUAGAGCUAAUUUGCCAAAUCAGGACUUGGAAUUUGUGCAAUUCCAUCCUACUGGAAUAUAUGGAGCUGGUUGCCUCAUCACAGAAGGCAGUCGCGGUGAAGGAGGCUAUCUCGUUAAUAGUGAAGGUGAAAGGUUUAUGGAACGUUAUGCACCAGUCGCGAAAGAUUUAGCCUCUAGGGACGUUGUAUCUAGGUCUAUGACUAUAGAAAUCCGGGAAGGCAGAGGUGUUGGUCCAGAGAAAGAUCAUAUCUAUUUGCAACUCCAUCAUUUACCUCCUGAACAGUUAGCAGCCAGGCUACCUGGUAUUUCAGAAACAGCAAUGAUAUUUGCUGGAGUUGAUGUAACAAGAGAACCUAUUCCUGUUAUACCUACGGUACAUUAUAAUAUGGGAGGAAUACCUACAAACUACAAAGGUCAGGUUCUAACAAGAAAAAAUGACCAGGAUACAGUUGUGCCUGGACUAUAUGCCUGUGGAGAAUCAGCUUGCGCAUCUGUUCAUGGUGCCAAUCGUCUUGGUGCAAAUUCAUUAUUAGAUUUAGUUGUGUUUGGUCGUGCUUGUGCUAAAACAAUCGCAGCGGAAAAUAAGCCAGGAGAAAUUAUUGGUCCUCUGAAACCUAAUGCUGGAGAAGAAAGUGUAGCAAAUUUGGAUUGGGUUAGAAAUGCAAAUGGCAGUAUUUCUACGGCAGAAUUGAGAUUAAGCAUGCAGAAAACUAUGCAAACCCAUGCAGCCGUAUUCAGAACAGCUGAAACAUUACAAGAAGGCUGUCAGAAGAUGUCUGCUUUAUACAACAAGUUGAGCGAUCUGAAGGUGUCGGACAAAUCUAUGAUCUGGAAUUCUGAUCUUGUAGAGUCUCUUGAAUUACAAAACUUAAUGAUCAAUGCUAUGCAAACAAUAGUAGCUGCGGAAAAUAGGAAAGAAAGUCGCGGGGCUCAUGCACGUGAAGAUUUUAAAGAUAGAAUCGAUGAAUACGAUUAUAGUAAACCGAUAGGAAACCAGAAGCCCAAAUCACUGGAUCAACAUUGGCGAAAACACACACUUACAAAAAUCAACCCCCGAACAGGCGAAGUAUCUAUUGAGUUCAGACCAGUUAUAGAUAGUACUCUAGAUAAACAAGAAUGUGCGACGGUUCCACCUGCAAUUCGUUCCUACUAGAAUUCUGUUCGAAGACGGAACGAUCGACAAGAAGAAGUUACCAAUAUCCUAUCACUACAAUGCAGCAACUUUAUUUAUUACUGCACGUGAACCAUGUCGUACACCAAAGUGUAAUUCUUGUCAAUACUUGCACGCGUUGCAAGCAAGAUUAGUUGUCCUUGUAGGAUAAUGGUGCUGAGAUUCUCUUUAUUAUUUCAAAGAAGAGUUUGACCGAUCUCUUAGCAAAUCAGUGCUGCGUUUAUGUAAACUAAAUAGUAAAAUAUUUUAGCGUGAUUUAGGCAGCAAAUAAUUUCACGCACAGAUUUUUUAAAGAGCAACGUUGCCCUUACCUUUAUGUAGUCUUUUCAGUAUUUGUCUCUUUGUGUAAUUCUCAGUCGGAAUGUCUUUUUCUACCGAACAGUUUUGCAAAUUGUACCCAAUAAUAUUAAGAACUAUAUAAUGGAGAUAUUUUGUACGAUAAUUUAUGAGUUAAUAUUCUCUAAAAAUUGUACAGCAAAAGUAUGCCACUUUCAAUGCGGCUAUAUACUUAAAGUUCACAGGUCAAUAUAGAAACAGUCUUAAUUAAAGAGCAACAACUAGACUUAAUGUGUUUGUGAUCAAAACUCCCCAGUAUUUGAUAUUUGAUAGUAAAAUUCAUUCUUUUCUGAUAUAGCAUAAUUUUGUCCAUGUUUUUAGUUUGGAGUGCUUAUUUCAGUACUUAUUUCAGCAUUCAAUAUAUAGUAUGGUUUGUAUCUUCUUUGAUGAUCAAUCUAUUUCUACAUUGGCUAUUACAGCAGUGUAUUAUUUUUAUCGUACUAUAUAUUUCAUGAAAUAUACAAAUAAGUAAUCUUGAAAUAAGAAAGUGCAUAAACAGAAUAAUGUACUUUGAUAUAAUCCAACAUGAGUGGAUAUGCUACACAGCAUAAUAAAAAUGUACAUAAAAUUGUCAAUAAAAGAGAAACCUUCAUAUA